Messenger RNA from Ylistrum balloti, 2851 nucleotides. RefSeq lists its product as uncharacterized. The transcript has 16 exons. The record is from RefSeq and is a predicted model, not a curated record. Bases 81 to 2666 code for a protein of 861 amino acids. Lineage: Eukaryota; Metazoa; Mollusca; Bivalvia; Pectinida; Pectinidae. Gene Ontology annotation, molecular function: protein binding.
AAACAGUUCGUAAACAGCAAUGGCGGAAAACUAAGCCGACAAGUGCCUGUUUAUAAUUUGAUUUAUCUAGAUUACAUGACAUGAGGAUGGAGAGAAGGAUAGGCUUAGCAGCAUUAGAUGUGGAACGGUAUUCCAAACAAGGAACAGCUGAUCUACAAGUUGGACAUAUAGAUAAAGCCCUUGAUGCAUUUAAGUAUGCCUACAAACGCUCUCGCGAUGUGGAUGAUGGCUAUACUGAAAGAGCUUGUGCUUUCAAUCUUGGUGCUGCAUAUGUCGCUGCAAAUCAAGCCAGAAAAGGGUUGGAUGUUCUUCAGCAAGCAAUUCCUCCCGACAACAAAAAGGAGGGGCGAUCCAAUGGUGACCUCUAUUUCAAUUUUGGUUUAGGAUUUGAAAGCCUUGGAAAUUUAGAGGAGGCCAUAAGAUACUACACAAAGUCAUACGAAGAGUAUAAGUCAGAGAGAGAUAACCUCCAGAUGGAAGCAGAAUCGUUGGAAAAACUUGGAAAUUUACAGGUGAAAACUGACAACAUUUUUGCAGAAGAUUCAUACGGAAAAUUGGCGGAAGUUUAUGCUCUCAUGAAUCAACCUGUUAAACAGUUAGAAGCCUUGAACCUUAAAGCCAACCAACAACAUAAACACAAUAAAUCUGCUGAAUGUGAGGUUACUGCUGAUGAAUGUCUCAAGCUUACAGAGCAAUGCGGCAGUAUAACCCAAGUCGGAAAUGUUCUAAAUGACCUUGGAUUGAUCUACACCCAAAUGCAGAAGUAUGAUCGAGCUAUUUCCUGUUUCGAGCAAGCAUUGCCAUUGGUCCGUGGUAGGUCAGGUGACAAGAAGCAAGAAGCGGUUAUCCUUCAAAACCUUGGUGCAACCUACAACUUUGUUGGUGACUACCAGAGAGCUGUUGGUUUUCAUGAAUCUGCUUCAAAUUUAUAUGCUGAGCUGAAAAAUCGGAACAGUCAGGGACAAUGUUUUGCUAAUCUGGCCUUUGCACUGAGUCAGUUGGGAGACAAAGAGGGAGCCGGAGAAGCUUUUCUACAUGCUCAUCAAGCUGCCAAAGACACCGGGGACACCCGCACACAGUGGCAGGUGUUGGAGGGCCUCGGAGCAGUUGCGUUUAACAACGGUAACAUCCCCCGGGCCAUUGACUGUUUUAAACGAGCCCUAGCUGUCAUAGCAGCCUCCGAAUCUAACACAACAGUACAAGACAGGAUUGUAGGGAAACUAACCAACGCCCUCCAAGAACAGAUUAUAAGGAAAUCUGUAGGCACCAGCAAGCAUGAUGCUCCUGUAAAGACUGAACAGCGACAUCUGACAAUGGCCAAUAUUCUCUCUGGUCGGUCUGUCCAGGCUGCUAAUCCAGUGUCUGAACAACCCAUCAAAAUGGAAACUGCUGAUCCAGUACAGUCCUCAAGUAAACCAGACAAUCCGAGGUUUGUCCCAGUGAACAGACCUGGGUCCCGCAGAGAAUUCCAGAAAGUGGCUCGGGGCCUGAGUUCGCUGGGAUCAGGCUCAUUGAGCAUGGAUGGUAGUGAGACACUGAGACCUGGCACUCUGAUAGUCAACUCGUCUUCUUCAGCAUCUUCCUCCUCCUCUUCGUCUUCAUCAUCCUCAUCUGAGGAGGAUAGCCAGGAUGAAAAAAGGAAGUCAAAAGUACAUGUAGAAGUAAAACCGGGGGGAAGUCUCCAUCCUACCUCUAAAUAUGGAAGCUUGACAUCUUCCAAACGAAUUGACACAAAGGCUUCCACCAUUCAAAGGAAGCCUUUAUUGUCAACAGCAUCAGAGAAAACAUCAUCAUCAUCGUCAUCUGACUCCUCGUCAUCAGAGGAGGAAGGAGGGAAAGAGGAUGAUGAAGAACACAUUGAUACACAGGCUGUCAAGGCAGAGAUGAAAAAACAACUGGCUCAAAUCAGAGAAAGCUCUAGCUCAAGUUCUGAAGAAGAGGAGGAAAACCAAGCGGAGAAAAAGAAAGGUACACAUGCCUUGGGGACAGUAGAUGAGAAGAGCAAUGAAUCAACAUCUUCAUCCUCUUCCUCUAGUUCUGAUGAAGAUGAGUCUGCACCCCAACUGCCCACCUCCCCUCCUUUACUGUCAGGGAAAAUGAACACAUACGAAGACCCAAGCGUUAACUACAAACAGAUCGACUUUGUAAACAAGCAAAAAGGUGAGGUACCAUCUACAACUUCAAGCACACAAGACCAUCCCAACUAUUUAAGUGGGCAGUCUGACCUCUCAAAAGAAGAUGAUGACGAUGAAAGUGACGAUGAAUUUGAUUUUGAGAUUUCGGGAAAAUAUGAAAAUAUUGAGAAAUUAAGGACGCAUGACAGCUCUGUUACUGCCCCAUCGUCUAGCCAGACAGAUACUGUUCCUAAGGAUGAGGAAAGAGCUGCUGCAGCAGCACGUGCUUCUGGUAAUUGGGAGGACCACCGCGAGGACGACCCCACCUAUCAGAGCAUCGACUUCCGCACACAGCAAGGAGGGUUUGCUAACACUCCACUAGGAGAUAAUGAGGACCACAAACAUGUGUCAGACCUACCAAGAGGAGAAAGCCUCGCUGACCAAGAAACUUUUCUACACAACGAACACAUGAAACUUGUGGAGAAGAGGCAGGCGACUGACGAAACGGACCAACAGAAGGUGAAGGAAUCCAAAACAUGUGUUGUGAUGUGAUCAAUGAACCGUGAAAUCGGCUGAGGCACCACUAGUGAUGAUGGACAUUUUACUAAAAAUCAUCUAUUUUCUUACAUACUUUUCCAUGUAACUUGUAUAUUGUUUAAUUAUAUUAAUACUUUCCAAUCAAAACUGUUAACACCUUGUUUUAAACCGUUAAGACUUGGCAUUCAGAUAUUUUUUGU